Didymodactylos carnosus is the source of this 381-nucleotide messenger RNA. The record is from the annotation of a GenBank genome assembly. Lineage: Eukaryota; Metazoa; Rotifera; Eurotatoria; Philodinida; Philodinidae.
AUGACUGGUGUUGAUCUAGGCGGGCUUACACUGUACCCUGGUGUGUAUAAAUUUGACAGUACAGCAUCAAUAGCUGCACCGCGUGGUAAACUGACAUUGUCGGGUUCGGGAUUGUUUAUAUUUCAAAUUGGUAGUGCAUUAAAAACAUCCCUUAGCAGUCAGGUUCUGUUGCGAAAUGGUACAUUACCACAGUGUGUGUUUUGGUUGAUUGGAAGUAGUGCAGUGUUGGGUAGUGGAUGUAAGUUCCAGGGUAUUCUAAUGGCGUCAGCAUCGAUUGGAUUUAUGGAUGGUGCCUCACUGGUUGGUGCAGCCUAUGCACAAAACGCAGCCGUAACACUAAUUAAUAACGUUAUCACCGUUCAGCCAGCAUGUAAUCUAUAA